GUUCUCAAUUUGCCUCGCAGCCACUGCGUCAACGUCUUCCUCUACACCCAGCCCAUGUCCCACAACAUCGCACGCACGCCAGCGGCCCUCACAGACAAGCGUGUGAGUCAUCGAAACCUUACCGACGUCGAGCGCUGCGGUGUCUACCAGCAGCUGCUGGAGAUGACGACGGGCGGCGUCCUGAGAUGCACGGCCUUCCAAGAAGUCGCCGUCAAGUAUGCAUGCCACCUGGGCACCGUAAAGCGCAUCUGGAACAGAGGACAAGCGGCCAUCAAGGCGGGCAGUCCCGCGGCCGUCGUUGCGUCCAGAAUUCGCGGAAAUUCUGGUCGCAAAGCCGUGCGCUCGCAUGACGCCAUCAAGGCGGCGAUCAUGGCCGCCCCUCACAACAAGCGCCAGACGUACCGGUCGAUGGCGGCGCAGACCAACAUCCCCAUGACGACCCUUAUACGGCACAAGAAGGCGACACCCAGCCUCAGGGCUCGCCCGAGCACCAUUAGCCCCCUUUUGACCGAUGUCAACAAGGCGUCACGGCUGGCGUGACGCCUUGCUGACAUCGGUCAAAAGGGGUCGAGACUCUUACACCAGCGCGUUAGCUCAGUUGGAUCAACGCCUUGGAGUGGAAGCUCGCAUGGAGGACCAGUUGACGGGAA
This is a messenger RNA of Saprolegnia parasitica CBS 223.65, 650 nucleotides long. RefSeq lists its product as hypothetical. Lineage: Eukaryota; Oomycota; Saprolegniomycetes; Saprolegniales; Saprolegniaceae. The transcript has 2 exons. The record is from RefSeq and is a predicted model, not a curated record. Bases 55 to 540 code for a protein of 161 amino acids.